Macroventuria anomochaeta is the source of this 1032-nucleotide messenger RNA. Its product is annotated as protein get1. The transcript is spliced from 3 exons. Bases 76 to 723 code for a protein of 215 amino acids. Gene Ontology annotation, biological process: tail-anchored membrane protein insertion into ER membrane. NCBI's taxonomy places the organism in Eukaryota, Fungi, Ascomycota, Dothideomycetes, Pleosporales, Didymellaceae. Gene Ontology annotation, cellular component: GET complex. The record is from RefSeq and is a predicted model, not a curated record.
CUCCAUCAUCAACACCAAACACCAGGGCAUGCGCUGAGACUACCCCACGCAACGACUCUCUUAACCCUCACAGUCAUGCUGUCUCUCCUCUUGGUGGUCUUCAUCUUGCAGUUCAUCCUGCAUCUGGUCAAUACUGUAGGAGCAAGCACCGUCGACGAGCUGCUAUGGACCCUGUAUAACAAGCUACCUACGCCAACAUCGGGUAAUGCACAAAGAUGUCAGGCGCUCAAGAAGGAGAUUGUGCAAUUGAAGCGCGAGCUUGGAAACACAUCGGCGCAAGACAACUUUGGUAAAUGGGCGAAGCUCGAUCGUCAGCACAACAAAGCUAUGGCUGAAUUUCAAAAGCUGGAUGGCUCUCUUCGCACCCACCAAGCAACCUUUAACUCCGCCGUCAAGACGCUGCGCUUCCUCGGCACACAAGGCCUUCGUUUCGUCCUACAAUUCUGGUUCGCCAAAUCGCCUAUGUUCUGGCUACCAGCAGGCUGGGUGCCAUACUAUGUGGAAUGGAUCCUCAGCUUCCCUCGCGCACCGCUAGGCAGCAUCAGCAUUCAGGUGUGGACCGCUGCCUGCGCAGCCAUCAUUGCGUUGGCAUCUGAGGCGCUCGCAGCUGUCUGGGUGCUUGCGACAAAGAAGCCUACGCCAACAGCGAAGCAAGAGAAGGAGCCUUUGGCGUUCAAGGCAAACCAGCAGCCUGCGUCAGGCGCCGGUAAGAAGGAGCUCUAGCCAGCAAGCAGAGAGCUUGAACGCCACAACGUGAUCAUUACAGCACAGCAAAAAUACAAAAACAUUUCAUAUCACGAGUAUGUCUCCCAAUGCUUUAGACGCAAAGUCGUCCUGGCUUUCGCUCAGACACUGCAACACGAGUGGGAUGACCUUGGCAGGUCGUUGGGCUCAUUCUAGGCUACAAAUUGAACUCGUGAUCGUGGAGAGUGUCGAAUCGCCGAGUCUUCGAAAGAGCCAAUUUACAUAACAAAGGCGAAGAGACAGCUGACAUAAAGCUGCUCAUCGCGUUGUACUUGCGAAGUGGUUCGC